GUCUCCGGCGUAUCUUCAAGUAGCCAGUCGAAUGUCAAGUAAGAUUGUCCCUUGAAUUCUAUUUAGGUACAAACCACACUCCACUGCGCGCACUCGGCGGGAGGCAUUCAGUGUGUGUUUACGUAUUUUCAACAAACUUACAAAAUGAAAGUCGACGUAAAAUACACUAAGUUAUUCAUCAACAACGAGUGGGUGGAUGCUGUCAGCAAGAAGACCUUCCCCACCAUCAACCCUCAGGAUGAGAGCGUCAUCACUCAGGUUGCCGAAGGUGACAAGGCUGACAUAGACGUAGCAGUUGCAGCUGCAAAGAAAGCUUUUCACCGCUACUCCGAAUGGCGUCUCUUGGAUGCCUCCGAAAGAGGUCGCCUCCUGCUGAAACUGGCUGACCUCGUCGACAGAGACGUCCAGUACCUUGCUGAACUGGAGACUCUGGACAAUGGGAAACCAGUUAAGAACGCCGUUGGUGAAAUAAGCUGGGCAGCAAACAUUAUCAGAUAUUACGCGGGGAAAGCUGAUAAAAUUCUGGGGAACACCAUUCCAGCAGAUGGAGAAGUAAUGUCAUUCACACUGAAGGAGCCGGUGGGUGUCUGUGGACAAAUUCUGCCAUGGAACUACCCCAUUCCUAUGUUCAUAUGGAAGAUUGCCCCCGCUUUAGCUGCCGGAUGUACAACAGUGGUAAAGCCAGCGGAGCAGACUCCCCUAACGGCUCUCGCCAUGGCUGCCCUGGUCAAGGAGGCUGGCUUCCCACCAGGAGUUGUCAAUGUUGUCCCUGGGUACGGACCGACUGCCGGCGGUGCGCUCACGCACCACCCUGAUGUCGACAAAGUGGCGUUCACAGGAUCUACAGAGAUUGGUCGUGUCAUCAUGAAGGCCGCCGCUGAAGUCAACCUCAAACGUGUCACUCUCGAGCUCGGAGGCAAGAGUCCACUGGUCAUCUUCAAUGAUGCUGACGUGGAAAAGGCUGCAUUGCUGGCUCACAGAGCUGCAUUCGCCAACGCCGGGCAAUGCUGUGUGGCCGGGACCAGGACAUAUGUGCAAUCAGGAAUCUACGACAAAUUCGUCGCUAAAGCCGCCGAAAUCGCUAAAAAGCGAUCUGUCGGCAACCCGUACCAGGACGUCGACCAAGGCCCUCAGAUAGACAAAGAGAUGUACGACAAAGUGAUGGGUUACAUUGAAUCCGGCAAGAAGACAGCCAGGUGUGUCGCUGGAGGUGCACGCUAUGGCACUGCUGGUUUCUUCAUCCAGCCCACAGUGUUUGCUGAUGUCAAGGACGACAUGAAGAUCGCCAGAGAAGAAAUCUUCGGGCCUGUCCAAAGCAUCUUGAAGUUCGAAACGUUCGAAGAGAUCGUGGACCGCGCCAACGACUCCAACUACGGCCUGGGAGCCGGCGUGGUCACCAACGACAUCGCCACAGCUCUCGCUUUCGUCAAACACGUCAGGGCUGGUUCUAUGUGGGUCAACACUUACGAGCACGUGGCAGUUCAGACUCCAUUCGGAGGAUUCAAGGAAUCUGGCAUCGGACGCGAGUUGGGUGAAGACGGCAUCCAGCAAUACUUGGAAAAUAAGACUGUGACCAUCAAUCUGCCAAAGAAACCCUUGAUUUAAACAACCCGGAGCCAAACAACAGUUAACCAAAGCAUUUAUUUACUUAUUAACAUUUAAAAUUAUUUUUGUACUUUUAAUGUCCCAAAUAAAAUUAUCGCCACGUUUUUAAUACUUA
This is a messenger RNA of Plodia interpunctella (Indianmeal moth), 1720 nucleotides long. Its product is annotated as aldehyde dehydrogenase X, mitochondrial-like. The transcript has 11 exons. Bases 145 to 1605 code for a protein of 486 amino acids. NCBI's taxonomy places the organism in Eukaryota, Metazoa, Arthropoda, Insecta, Lepidoptera, Pyralidae. Gene Ontology annotation, molecular function: aldehyde dehydrogenase (NAD+) activity. The record is from RefSeq and is a predicted model, not a curated record.